AUGGUCUAUGAUCGCUUCAUGGCCAUCUGUCACCCCCUGCACUACCUGGUCAUCAUGAACCCCGAGCUCUGUGAACUGCUGGUGCUGGUUUCCUGGGUCAUCAUUGUCCUGCAUUCCUUGUUAGAAAGCUUAAUAGUGUUGCAUCUGGCUUUCUGCACAGUCUUAGGAAUCCCCCACUUUUUCUAUGAACUCAAUCAGAUGAUCCAACUUGUCUGUUCUGACACCUUUCUCAAUAGCAUGGUGAUGUAUUCUGUAGCUCUACUGCUGGCUGGUGGUCCCCUCAUUGGUAUCUUUUACUCUUAUUCUAAAAUAGUUUCCUCCAUACAAGGAAUGUUAUCAGCUCAGGAGAAGUAUAAAGCAUUUUCCACCUAUGCAUCUCACCUCUCAGUUGUCUCCUUAUUUUAUUGUAUGGGUUUAGGAGUGUACCUUAGCUCUGCUGUUACCCACAGCUCACACUCAAGUGCAAAAGCCUUGUGA
Molecule: messenger RNA, 477 nt
Organism: Capra hircus (goat)
Lineage: Eukaryota; Metazoa; Chordata; Mammalia; Artiodactyla; Bovidae
Product: olfactory receptor-like protein OLF4
Exons: 1
Coding region: 1-477 (158 amino acids)
Biological process (GO): G protein-coupled receptor signaling pathway
Cellular component (GO): membrane
Molecular function (GO): olfactory receptor activity
Source: RefSeq, a predicted model, not a curated record